Molecule: messenger RNA, 699 nt
Organism: Lycium ferocissimum
Lineage: Eukaryota; Viridiplantae; Streptophyta; Magnoliopsida; Solanales; Solanaceae
Exons: 1
Coding region: 1-699 (232 amino acids)
Source: RefSeq, a predicted model, not a curated record
AUGAUUAAUGCCCUUAGUUGGAAUAUAAGAGGGAUGGAAUCUCAGGUUUCUACUGAGAGACUAAAGUAUAUGAUUGAUAAUCUCAAAAUAUCUCUAGUAGUCAUUCAAGAACCUUUUGUUAAGGAAUCUAAAAUUGAUAAUUACAAGUAUAUUCUUGGCAUGGAAGGGUGUCAUGCUAAUACUAGUAACAAAAUAUGGAUUUUCUGGAAACAGAACCUGGAAUGCACUAUUUAUGCUACUGAAGAUCAGAUGGUGACUUGUAAAAUUUCUCAUAAUUCUGUCCAAAAAGAGUUUCUACUAUCAGUUGUUUAUGCUAAAUCAAAAGCUAGUGGUAGAGAAGAUCUAUGGGGCUAUAUGAGGAUCAUUGCUUCUGUCAUUGAUUUACCAUGGGUUGUAUGUGGAGAUUUCAACUGUAUCUUAGCCUGUGAAGAAAAACUAGGUGGAAAGGAUCAUAGGCUUACCAAAAGUAUUCCAUUUAUUGAAUGUCUACAGGAUUGUGAUUUUAGAGAUGUGGGAUACACUGGUGAUUGUUUUACUUGGUCUAAUGAAAGGAAGGAACAAAAGGUUAUAUGGAAAAGAUUAGAUAGAAUGGUGAUAAAUAAUGAUUGGGAGGACUGGUUCUCCAAAACUAGUGUUCAACAUCUGCCUAGGGUUUUCUCGGAUCACUGUCCUCCCCUGAUAUCCUUUGGAAAUGAAUAG